CUCGCAUCAAUACGUACUAUAACCACAAAUCGGACAAUGGAAAUCGGUAAAGAGUUGCACAUUGUUUGCAAAGUACAAGGACGGCCACCGCCCAAGGUCACCUGGUUCAAGGAUGGCAAAUCGAUUAAUCGUAAUCGUAAAUUGUACAAAUUUCGGCAUUUCAAAAAGCGUUCUGAACUGAUCAUACGUUCGUUUAACAUUUCCGAUACGGGGCGCUAUGAGUGUCGCGCUAAAAAUAAAAUCAAUCAGGAGCCAGAUCGACGCACCAUUUUAAUUAAAGCGGAUCCAGAGCCACGUUAUCCAACAAGUUUAACGGGCGGAACUGGCAAUGUUUGUCCCGAUGAUGCUGCUGAAUUUUGUCUAAAUGGUGGCACUUGUAAUUUCUUUUCGGAAAUCGGCUCGUAUUCUUGCAUAUGUCCGGAAGGAUUCAUGGGCGAACGCUGCGACCGCAAGGAAGUCAAUAAUAUAUCUCCCAAUAUUACCUUCAAAGUGGGUUACAUUGCCGACGAUCCUAACUCGUAUACGGAAACACUGCCAUUGAACAGACCUAACGACGAAGCGCUGAAGCUGGAGAGGAAUUGAGAUCAAUAGGAUUGUGCUCGUACUCAAAACUAUCCAAAGUUUUAGAAAACUAUCAGAGUUUU
This is a messenger RNA of Rhagoletis pomonella (apple maggot), 644 nucleotides long. Its product is annotated as protein vein-like. Lineage: Eukaryota; Metazoa; Arthropoda; Insecta; Diptera; Tephritidae. Gene Ontology annotation, cellular component: neuronal cell body; axon; plasma membrane. Gene Ontology annotation, molecular function: axon guidance receptor activity. The record is from RefSeq and is a predicted model, not a curated record. The coding region runs from base 37 to 582 and encodes 181 amino acids. Gene Ontology annotation, biological process: synapse organization; homophilic cell-cell adhesion. The transcript has 5 exons.